CUACCAUCUCUUUUCCCCAACAUCAAGAUCCACAAAUGAAUCAAAUCCAUCCCUUUAACCUUACAUCAACGUUGUUUCCAGUGGUAUACUUGGUUCUCUUCAGUUUCUUUUUCCAGCCAAGAAAAGGUUUAGCUGUGGACGAGAACUUCACAAUCUGUAGCGUGCAAAGAUAUUGUGGCAGACAAUUGAUAAAGUUCCCAUUUUUCACCCAGGAGCUGGAUGAACCUAGAUGUGGCUAUCCGAGAUUCAACAUCUCCUGCAGAAACAACAUGACCGCAGUUCUUAAGUUGCCUGAUGGCGAUUAUAUUAUCCAAGAUAUCUUUUAUCAGAACCAAUCUUUUCUGGUUUCGAGAGCUGAUGGAGAUGCCGUGUGCGGCCACUCGAUCCGGAAUAUAACGCUUCCGGAUUAUCGGCUUUAUCUGCCUGAGAACCAGAGAGCUAUGGUUUUGCUGUUUAAUUGCAGUUUAAGCUCGGGGGUGAUGGCGGAGUUUUCACGGUACAGGGUUGAUUGUGGUUCUGGGAAUGAGAGUAAUACGACGUUGGGGCUGUUGAAUGGCGAUCCUAAGGUGAGUUUACUUUCCGGGAACUGUAGCAGAAGUGUGUUGGCGCCCGUGGCUUUUACAGACGGAGAUGGAGAUGUGGAAGAUGCGGUUCGGAGAGGGUUUGUCUUGAAUUGGAUAGCGAGUAAUUGUGGCGUUUGCGAGACGAGUGGUGGCAAAUGCGGAUUCGAUUACGGGUCCUACCACUUCAAGUGCUUUUGCCCCGAUAGGCCUCACGCCGCGCGCUGUCAUCCUGAGAAGAAGGAAUUGUGGUUGAAACUGGGACUUGGAAUUGGAAUCCCCAUUCUGGUAGUACUGCUCCUAUCCAUCUAUGUCAUCUGGGCUCGAUACAAACGGAAGGAUGCUUCAUCAAUCUCUUUAGGAGGAAAAGCUUCACCCGAUCCCUCUUCGAGAUCGGACCUUGAAUGCAGUAGUAUCGUCUGCUUCAAGCUCCCCAUCUUCUCUUACAGUGAACUCGUCGAAGCAACGAAUAAUUUCGACGACGAUAAAGAACUCGGAGAUGGAGGUUUCGGGACCGUAUACUAUGGGAAAUUACGUGAUGGUCGAGAAGUGGCGAUCAAGCGACUAUACCAGCACAACUAUAGAAGGCUAGAACAGUUCAUGAACGAAGUCGAAAUCUUAACCCGGUUGCGUCACAAGAAUCUGGUGUCUCUCUAUGGCUGCACUUCACGCCGCAGCCAGGAACUUCUCCUUGUUUAUGAAUUCAUUCCUAAUGGUACUGUUGCGGAUCAUCUGCACGGAGAUCUUGUACAGUCCGGUUUGCUCACAUGGCCGAUUCGUAUGAACAUCGCUGUUGAAACCGCAAGUGCAUUAGCUUAUCUCCAUGCCUCGGAUAUCAUACAUCGUGAUGUUAAAACCAACAACAUUCUCCUGGACGCUAAAUUUUCUGUCAAAGUAGCAGAUUUUGGGAUUUCUCGGCUUUUCCCCAAUGAUGUCACACAUAUCUCAACUGCACCGCAGGGGACCCCUGGCUACGUCGACCCCGAAUAUCACCAAUGUUACCAGCUCACAGGAAAGAGUGAUGUCUAUAGCUUUGGAGUUGUUCUCAUCGAACUCAUAUCAUCGAUGCCCGCGGUUGAUAUCAGUAGACAUAGGCAUGAGAUUAAUUUGGCUAAUUUAGCCAUAAAUAAGAUUCAAAAGUGUGCAUUUGAUGAGUUGAUUGAUCCUAACCUCGGGUAUAACUCGGAUGCCGAAGUUACAAGGAUGACGACUGCGGUUGCGGAGUUGGCUUUUCGAUGUUUGCAACAAGAGAAAGAAAUGCGCCCUUCAAUGGAAGAGGUUUUGGAGGUACUGCAGACAAUACAAAGUGAUGGUCACAGGUUGAGUUGCGUGCAAGAGGAAGAACAUAUUGAUAAUGAGAUCCCGGGGAGCAUACCGCCACUUCCUUCGCCACCAAACGGCGAUAAAAUCGCAUUGUUGAAGAAUAUCCGACUGCCACCGUCACCGGUUUCGGUGACAGAUAAAUGGAUUAGCAGGGAUACUACACCUAAUGCUACUGGAUAGGUUUUUCUUUACCAUUGCCAACAGCAAAUAGAGGGUAAAAAAUUUCAUUGUUCUCCUCAUUUGCUCAUUUUCUUGAGGGAAUGUACAUAGUAAAUGGAGCAAUCAUUAUAAUCAUAAUACAUUACAUAAUGUUCAUGUUCUG
Molecule: messenger RNA, 2205 nt
Organism: Hibiscus syriacus
Lineage: Eukaryota; Viridiplantae; Streptophyta; Magnoliopsida; Malvales; Malvaceae
Product: LEAF RUST 10 DISEASE-RESISTANCE LOCUS RECEPTOR-LIKE PROTEIN KINASE-like 1.1
Exons: 4
Coding region: 36-2063 (675 amino acids)
Biological process (GO): protein phosphorylation
Molecular function (GO): protein kinase activity; polysaccharide binding; ATP binding
Source: RefSeq, a predicted model, not a curated record